CAAAACAAACCAAGGAGAACAUAGAAGGCCAUAAAGGGAUGUGUCUAUCGGUUUCCCUAGCAACGCAGUAGACUGUUAUUUUCAAGGCACUAAGUACCUAAAGCUGUAAUCAGCACAACAACCAUUGAAUAUGGUUCGCAUUACCGAGGAGUUGAUCCGCAAGAAGGCCGAGCACAACGAGCGGCUCAUCAGCACCCUGGAAGAGGUCUCGCUGCACCAGGAGGACAUCGAGGUGAUCGAACACAUUGGAAACUGGUGCCGGGACCUGAAGAUUCUCCUCUUGCAAUCAAAUCUCAUCGGUCGCCUGGAAAAUCUGCACAAACUUAAGCGCUUGGAGUACCUAAAUUGCGCCGUCAACAAUAUCGAGCGUAUCGAGAACCUGGAGGGCUGCGAAUCUCUCAAGAAACUAGAUCUCACCUUAAAUUUCAUUGGUCAAGUGACUUCUGUGGAGUCCUUAAAAGGGAACAUCAACCUAAGGGAGUUGCUGUUGAUAGGAAACCCGUGCGUUGAUUAUCCCAACUACCGGGACUAUGUGAUAGCCACUCUGCCGCAGCUGGAGAGCUUGGAUUCUGUUGAGGUCACGCCCUCAGAGCGUCUGCAAGCGUGUCGCGAGCUAGUCGCCAACCGUGCCAACAUGGUUCAGUGUCAGGCGAAUCAGGCCAUAGAGCGGGAUGAGCAACGAAUCCGUGUAGCCGAUCAGCAGCGGGCUUUGGCGCAGCACUGUGCCUCAAUUGAGGACGAGGAGGAGCGCAUCAAGGCCUUCUGGCAGGCCAAGAGUGAGCACUGUCCUGAAAUCCGCACCGAGAUCGCCAGGCAGCAUCGCCUUGGACGCGAGCGUCACGAACCAAAGUCCAAGGAAACGGUUCCAAAGAGGCCGCGCCAUCUCUUCGCUCCCUGUGGAAGGCCGUACAAUUUGAAUCAGGCCAAGCUGCGUUUCAACUUUCAAGACGAGCCGGAUCACUACCUACUGCAUCUAGAGAUUUAUAGACAUUUGGACACUUCCCUAAUCGACGUAGACGUGGAGCCCUUCUACGCCCGAGUAACCGUCAAGAAGAAAAUCUUCCAGAUAGCGUACAACGACGAAGUGAAGCCGGGUGAAACGUUGGUGCAGCGCUCCCAGGCCACAGGUCAUCUCGUGGUUACUUUGAGGAAGCUAAUGGUGAAUGAAGUGCUCCUGAGCGCCAAGAAGAGUCAGUCCCAGAGUCCAAGCGAUAAGGUGGAGCCGGUCGCCAGAGAUACUGGCGAGAUAGAACUCCGUGGAGUGGUCGACAUCAAGAACAUAUGUCCACCCCCCGAUCUGCCGGACUUGAUAUAGUUAAGAACGCAGCAGGAUAUUAUUUAAAAAUGGUUUAUUGAAAUAUUUGUCGGUUUUGGUUUGUUUUCUCCUUCAAUUCAAUCAUUGUUUUGUGUUUGGUGUUUGCGCCAAGCUCUCAGCCAGUCGUCUAAAGAGAGUCGUCCAUCGGCCUUCUAGUGACCACCAGCCUGAUGGGAUGUCUAUAUGUGGAUGUGACUACACGUGUGUAUCUGGGUGCGUGUUUAUAAAAACAUUCAAUAUUUAAAUGUAGUUACAUGGCCAUUACAUAAAUACCAUAAUGAACAAUAAACAAGCACAUAUGAGGGAGAGAAAUCGAAACAGAAAUUGUGUUCCCAAAUAUUCGA
This is a messenger RNA of Drosophila ananassae, 1659 nucleotides long. RefSeq names its product protein tilB (gene tilB). Gene Ontology annotation, molecular function: protein binding. The transcript has 4 exons. The record is from RefSeq and is a predicted model, not a curated record. Bases 131 to 1315 code for a protein of 394 amino acids. Gene Ontology annotation, cellular component: cytoplasm. Lineage: Eukaryota; Metazoa; Arthropoda; Insecta; Diptera; Drosophilidae. Gene Ontology annotation, biological process: outer dynein arm assembly.